AUGCAAAAGAGAUUCACACAUCUUAUUAAUAAAUUGAAUGAUCUAGGUAAUCGUAUCUCCAAUGCUAUUGCUACUAACAAGGUUUUAAGAUGUCUUAAUAGGGAAUGGAAACCAAAGGUCACUGUGAUCAAAGAAGCGAAUAAUCUUAAAGCACUUGAUCUUACUGCUUUGUUUGGUAAAUUGGAAGAACAUGAGCAAGAACUCACUUGCUUGGAAAAAUAUGAAAAAGAGCAUGAAAAGAAGAUGAAUAAAGAGAAAGGUAAAGACAAGGUGGAAGAGAAGAAGUCCAUUGCUCUAAAGACUUCUAGUUUUAAGUCCUCAAGGAAUGAACUUAGUGAUGUGAAGAAAGGGAUGACAAUAACUCUGAUGAUGAUGAUGUUGGGUUAUUUGUCAAGAGAUGCCAAAGGGCAUCACAAGAAGUCUAGUAAAUCUAGAAGAGCUUAUGUAGCUUGUGAGACUGAAAGUGAUUCCUCAAGCGAUGAAAGCUUCACUUCAAGUAUAGAAUUGACCCAAAUUUGUCUUAUAGAAAAUGGAAGGAAGAAGAAACAAGUAAGUCCUUCUAAACUUGAGUUGCCUAGUGAUUUAUCUUAUUUUCCAUUACAAGAUGCUUUUGACAAUCUUCAUAGAGAAGCAUUAAAUUCUUUUAAGAAAUUAGCUUCACAUGAAAAGAUGGUUUUGCAACUAGAAGCCAGAGUCUUAAAGUCUGAAAGGAAGUUGGAAGCAUUUAAGAUAUCCAUGCUAGAUGUUGAAUAUCUUGAAUCUAGCGAAAAGAUGUGGUAUCUUGAUAGUGAAUGUUCAAGGCAUAUGAUGGGUGACAUAUCACUUUUCAUUAACUUUGUGCCAAAGAAAAAAAGGUUAUUCACUUAUGGAGAUAACAACAAAGGAGUUAUUCUUGGAAAAGGUAGUGUAGGUAAUCCCCCAUCUACUACUAUCUCCGAUGUAAUGCUUAUUGAUAGUCUUAAACACAAUGUUACUAGUAUUAGCCAACUUUGUGACAAGGGUUUUAAAGUCACUUUCACUAAUAAUUGUUGUUUAUUUGAGCAUAAUGAGAAGAAGGAUUAUUUGUUUAAGGGCUUGAGAGUCAAUAAUACUUAUAUGCUAAAUUUAGAUUAUGUGUCCUUGCAUAACUUCUCGGCUCUUAGAACUCCACAACAAAAUGGGGUUGUGGAGCGUAGAAACCGAGUUUUAGAGGAGUUAACGAGGACGAUGCUUAAUGAAGGUAAUUUACUAAAGUACUUCUGGGCCGAUGUUAUUAGCACGGCGUGUUAUGUUUUGAAUAGGAUUUUGAUACGUCAUAUUCUAAACAAAAACCCCUAUGAGUUACUUAGAGGUAGAAAACCUAAUGUUUUUCACCUUCUUGUCUUUGGAUGUAAAAGCUCUAUUUUGAACAACGGAAAGGACAAUCUAGGUGAAUUUGAUGCUAAAGCCGAUGAGGGUAUCUUCCUCGGAUACUCACAAUCUAGUAAGGCAUAUAAGGUCUAUAAUAAGAGGCUAAUUAUUGUUGAGGAGUCUGUUCAUGUAUCUUUUGAUGAAUAUUUUCCGAAAAAUGUUGGGAAAGGUAUAUCUUUUAAUGAUAUAGGUGUAUCUUUGCAUGACAUUCUCAAGAAAUCCGAUAGAGGGAUUGAUCAACCUCAAACGAAUGAAAAUGAUAAAGUAGAAGAUGAUGAUUAA
Messenger RNA from Lathyrus oleraceus (garden pea), 1671 nucleotides. RefSeq lists its product as uncharacterized. The transcript has 4 exons. Gene Ontology annotation, molecular function: nucleic acid binding. Gene Ontology annotation, biological process: DNA integration. NCBI's taxonomy places the organism in Eukaryota, Viridiplantae, Streptophyta, Magnoliopsida, Fabales, Fabaceae. Bases 1 to 1671 code for a protein of 556 amino acids. The record is from RefSeq and is a predicted model, not a curated record.